AUGGCUGAAAAGCAGAGUCUCCCCGUUGUCCUCUCUAUGGGUGCUUAUCCAUUCAACUUCCUCGAAUGGGUUCUUAUGAUCUUGAUAAUGCUAUUAUGUACUCCUAUUAUUCUCAUCGGCCUUUUGCUAAACUUGUUGGUCCAUCUAAUUCAACGACCGCUAUUCAAUAUGGGUUAUCCUUAUAACCUCAAGCCCGUGAGGCCUUCUCGCGAGGAGUAUGCUGUUGUAACUGGUGCAUCCAAGGGCCUGGGACAUCAAAUCGCUAUGAAGUUGGCUAAGGCAGGUUGGAGCCUCGUGAUCUCUGCUCGUAGCGAGAAGUUGUUGAACGAGUUGAAGGAUACUUUGGUGAAGACCUACGGUCCUGGCUGCAAGGUUAUCGUCGUCGCGUGCGAUCUGUCCUCUGACGAGGGUCUCGCCAAACUCCGUGCUACCGUUGAUGAUCUCCCAGUCACCCUAGCUGUUCUGAAUGCUGGUGGUAUGUAUUCAUGUGAUAUUGUUAACCUUGAGCCGGAGAAGUUGGAAACUCAGAUUCGUCUGAAUGUUGUCCAACAAGUGAUGCUCUCACAGUACUUCAUGGCCCAUCACUUCGUUCCCCGUGGAAAGGGUCGUGUCUGCAUCAUUAGCUCAAUUGUUGCUCAUGCCCUUGGAAGUGCUAACGCCUUCUACUACAGUUCGAAGUGCUUCCUCACUCAGUGGGGUAAAUGCCUCGACCAUGAGUGCCGUACUCUUGGUACCGGUGUUCUGACUAUUCAACCUGGUGCCAUGAAUGAUACUAACUUCAGCGUUGCCGCUGGAUGCAAGGCAUCUCCUUUGUUCACCUUGUUCGACAUGCCCUCUGAGAAGUGCACUGAUGAGGUCGUCUGGAGGCUGCAGAAUGAUGAUCCUCGUGUCGCUACUGGUGUUCACACUAUCGGCUUCAAGAAUCAGUUCCUGGUUGCCUUGGAGUCUUGGCUAAGUGAUAGCUUUGCCGCUUGGGUUGGUAGGAUGGAGAUGCUUCAGCCCAAUACUCCUUAUCUCCGCAGUAUGAGUGCUAGGGAAAGUAAACUCGUACUGCAUUCCCAGUGA
Molecule: messenger RNA, 1065 nt
Organism: Perkinsus marinus ATCC 50983
Lineage: Eukaryota; Perkinsozoa; Perkinsida; Perkinsidae
Product: Estradiol 17-beta-dehydrogenase, putative
Exons: 1
Coding region: 1-1065 (354 amino acids)
Source: RefSeq, a predicted model, not a curated record